Messenger RNA from Paralichthys olivaceus (Japanese flounder), 1274 nucleotides. Lineage: Eukaryota; Metazoa; Chordata; Actinopteri; Pleuronectiformes; Paralichthyidae. The record is from RefSeq and is a predicted model, not a curated record.
AGGUUUGAGCAUUCAGCCAAACUACGGAGGAAGAUCACAACGUAUGUCUCCUUCCCACUGGAGCUGGACAUGACGCCCUUCAUGGCCUCCAGUAAAGAGAGCAGGAUGAAUGGGCAGUACCAGCAGACCAUGGACCCCUUCAACAACGACAACAAGUAUAGUCUAUUUGCUGUGGUCAACCACCAGGGGACACUAGAGAGUGGCCAUUACACCACCUUCAUCCGGCAGCACAAGGACCAGUGGUUCAAAUGUGACGACGCCAUCAUCACCAAGGCCAGCAUCAAGGAUGUGCUGGACAGUGAAGGGUACCUCUUGUUUUACCACAAACAGUUCCUGGAGUAUGAAUAGUCCCCUGCAUCAGCACAGCCGGCAGGAGGAACUGAGGGAUGACGCCAGAGGAGUUGCAUGGGAACAGGUAACACAGUGAUAAGAGAGGCAAAGUAGAAACACAAGGCUACCUGAAUCAUUCUGAGUCGCAAUGCUCACUCACACGGAACCACGCGUAGGACAUACGAUCAUGCUCCUCCGUACGACAAUUUAAGACUGAAGUGUUUGAUGUGUGGGAUAGAACCAAGAUGCAAGAACCAAACAAAAUGCGCUGAAGGGAUAUUUGCGUACCUGCAAACAUUUUUCACUGGAAUUAAGGAGAUGCAGAAGGAAGAGAAGGAAUUUACUACAAGAUCAGUCGGCUCGUUUUCAGAAAACAGACAAAAGGGCAAAAAGGUUCUUUUAAACCUUAUUUUAUCUGGGGAAGGUUUACAUGAUCACAAAUGCUGUUCUUCACCAAGGUCCGGCUUCACGCUCGCACAGCUGCACACAUUAACAAGAAAGUGUCGGGCUCUGCUUUAGCUAAGAAGUGUUUUUUUUAAUUUUAUUUAAUUUCUUGGGUGUGUCGGACAAACCCUUUUCUAAAGCACUCACCUACACACACUCCUCCAAACGACCAAAUAUUUCAAAGAAGGAAGUUUUAUUAUGCAUUUUUGCUCCAAAUGCAAAAGGUGGGGGUGCAAGGGAAUCACUUGACAAGUGAUGUUGUGAAAAUUGUACAGAUUCCAUUCAUUACCCAUGACUUUGUAGUUGUCUAGGAAAUGUUCUGUGAAACAAGGACACGUAUAUAAAGGAUCUGUUAUUUUCUGCCUUGCUGCUUCCAACAGUCACAGGGGAAAUAGAUAACACAGUGAAUAAUAUAUUUUUAUACAUCGUUUACGGUUUUGCAUUCUCUCCCUAAACUCUCACAUUGUUCGCGUGUGUUGCAUUGUGCUAUCCAAUAUGUU